Owenia fusiformis is the source of this 1860-nucleotide messenger RNA. NCBI's taxonomy places the organism in Eukaryota, Metazoa, Annelida, Polychaeta, Sabellida, Oweniidae. The record is from the annotation of a GenBank genome assembly.
AUUUUAAUUCAUCGGUUGAAGUAUUUGUGUAGUGUAUGAGGUCAAACUUUGAAAAACUUCUGUUCAUUUCAGCAGUGGCAUGAAGAACAUAUCUGCGAGUCAUCUAAAAGUUGGAGAAAAUGUGUUGGUAAGAACAACGACAAUGAAUUUUGACAAGAAAUUGAUGAGACCGCCGACAUAAUAGCAAGGCAGUAUAACAGAUGGACAGAAAUGCGAAUCAUAAGGUUGCGUCUUGGGAAUUGUGGUCAAUGUUCCUUAAUACUAAGAUUGCUAGUAGUGUUAGGCGGGAUAUUCUUACUUAGAGCGAUAUGGGUCACACCAAGCUAUAAGAAUGGAACCCAAACGCAAACUCGAAACUUCGUAUUGCGUAACACAAGUACACGUAAUUCACUUCAAAGAAGCAUCUCGAGAUUAUUAUUCAGUAAUGGAUACACUGAGAAAGAAGAAAAUAUAAUAUCUUCAAUGUUUGAAAUGUAUCAUCCAAAAACUAGAAACAAUACAUAUAACUUCACAUAUAUUCACGUGCCAGAUAUUCCUCGACAGGAUGAUAGACCUAGACGGCUUUAUUUAGAACAUGGGACCGGUCGCCUUGGUAACAAACUAUUUCAUGUAGCAGCGGCGAUCUCCAUAGCGAUAGCCAACAAUAUGGAACUAUAUUUACCGUAUGAUACGGAUGUCGUAAGGAUAUUUAAUAUGACACAAUUCAAUACGUACACACCACCGGAGUAUGACGCUUUUAACAAAUCAGGAGGAAAAAUUAAGAUUAUACACCAUGUAAGUUACGUUGAAGAAUACAUGGAUAUGGCAUGGAAAUAUCAUGUUAAGCUAGACAAAGGGGGUGUCCAGACUUACUUAUAUUUCUGGAAAUAUCAGCCUCUAAUCCGUAGCUUAUAUGUUUUUAACAAGUUCAUACAAUACCAAAUUCAGUUUUUCAUGAGCGAAUUACAGAGAAAAUACUCUCAAUUCGGUAAUUUGACUUAUAUUGGGAUACAUUGUCGUCGUGGUGACCGUGCAUAUGACAAGGAGAUCAUAAAAGCUGGAUAUCAAGCGACACCUAUAUCCUACUUCCAAAAAGCUAUAAAUUUCACGCUUACUCGGUACAAGACACCUAUCAUUUACGUAGUGGCUACGGAUGACAGAGACUGGACGACAAAAUACCUCAAAAACCCUGGAGAAAAUACAUUUAUUGAGCAUACUCCCUGGGGCUUAACUGCAGAAUAUGACAUGGGUAUUUUAUCAAGCAUGAAUCACACAAUUAUGUCAACCGGAUCAUUUGGAUGGUGGGCAGCAUAUUUAGCAGGAGGUGACGUAAUCUAUUACAACCAACCAUUUAAGCCUAAAACUAUUCGAGGGAAACAUUGGCAAAGGUGGUUCCAAACGCAAAUGUACCCCAGAGAAGACAACUGGAUCGGUAUGGAUGCCUCGUAAAUGAUCAUGAUAAGACAUACAUGCAAUAUAAUUUAAGGUAGUUUAUGACAUCAUGUUCUCAAAGUUCAAGUUUAUGACAUCAUGUACUCAAAGUACAAAUUUAUUACAUCAAGUACUCACAGUUCAAGUUUAUACCAUCUCAUGCACUCACAGUUAAAGUUUAUGGCAGUAUGUAGUGCUCACAGUGUAUGAUAUUAUGUACUUACAGUACAAUGGUAUGACAUCAUGUACUCACAGUACAAGUUUAUGACAUCAAGUACUCACAGUAAAAGUUUAUGACAUCAUGUCCUCAUAGUAAAAGUUUAUGACAUGAUGUACUCACAGUAAAACUUUAUGACAUCAUGUCCUCAUAGUAAAAGUUUAUGACAUCAUGUCCUCAUAGUAAAAGUUUAUGACAUCAUGCACUCACAGUAAAAGUUGAUGACAUCAUGU